Molecule: messenger RNA, 1728 nt
Organism: Fundulus heteroclitus (mummichog)
Lineage: Eukaryota; Metazoa; Chordata; Actinopteri; Cyprinodontiformes; Fundulidae
Gene: cxxc4
Product: CXXC finger 4
Exons: 3
Coding region: 540-1409 (289 amino acids)
Cellular component (GO): nucleus
Molecular function (GO): zinc ion binding; methyl-CpG binding
Source: RefSeq, a predicted model, not a curated record
CAGGAGACACGGACCGAGCAGAGCGCAAGGCAGACGCACAAUACAAGGAGGAGAGGAAGCACCUAUCCGCGUCCACCGCUGAGAUCUAGAUUUCCACCCCUCACUCUUUCUGUUUUGGCGUAUUGGUGCACUUUUCAACCUUUUUACCCCAGUUUGGCAGGACAGGCGAGAGAGAGAGAGAGAAAAAAAAUGCUCCUUUUGUUUUGAGCGAUCUGAACGCACACGCUGACAGAGAGAGGGAGAGAGAGAGAGGGAGAGACGCGUUGGAUCUGCUGCCCUCAGGCGGCUUGUCUGUGCGCCUUUUCUCGCAUCUUUGCAUUAAAUCCCCCCCUGCCUCCCUCCACAUAUCGCCUCGCAGUGAUGUGCGGUAACACAGUGGCGGGCUGGUAGCAUCUUGGGAGCCUUGUCUCAACAGGAACCCGCACUGAAGAAGACACACCAGGAUGGUUACUCAUUGUUCCUAACCAGCUCCAGCUCGACAAAAGGCCCCGUGUAACCUCACGCUCUCCCCCCCGAACACUGACAAGCACUCCCCAGCCAUGUCUAACAUAAACAAUGCGCUUUGCAUCGAAAACGGACAGAAUGCAGACGUGUCGCUCCUGCAGAAGGAUAAUCUCCAGGAUGGUGGAUUAAGUCAGCUCUUGGAUUAUAAUGCAGAAAUGGAAAGGUACAGGUCUUUUGCGAACUUUUACAAAACCAACGGCGCUUUUCCGCAGACUGCAAAAAUUGCCCGCAUCACGACGCCCAUUUUUCCCAGCGCCAGAAUUGGUAUGUCCCCUUGGAACUGUGAUAACGCCAUGCUCUGGGGAAGGAAAUCAGCGGCAAUAAACCCUAAUAGGACCAGCAUGCAUAGAAAUGACUCCCAGAGGCCGGGGAAGCCUGGCGUGCCGCCAGAGACGCUGCAAAUGGCAAAUAAUAAUUUCCUCUCUACCUUAUCCCCUGAACACUGCAGACCUUUAGCAGGAGAAUGCAUGAACAAGCUGAAAUGCGGCGCUGCUGAAGCAGAGAUAAUGAAUCUCCCAGAACGCGUUGGAACUUUUUCCGCUAUUCCGGCUUUAGGGGGCAUCUCAUUACCUCCCGGGGUCAUCGUCAUGACAGCCCUUCACUCCCCCGCAGCCUCAGCAGCCGUUACAGACAGUGCGUUUCAAAUUGCCAAUCUGGCAGACUGCCCACAGAAUAAUUCCUCAGCAUCCAGUGGAAACCCAGCGAAGAAGAAAAGGAAAAGGUGUGGGGUGUGUGCACCCUGCAGGCGGCUAAUCAACUGCGGUGUUUGCAGCAGUUGUCGAAACCGCAAAACAGGCCACCAGAUCUGCAAAUUUAGGAAAUGCGAGGAGUUGAAGAAGAAGCCGGGCUCGUCGCUGGAGAGGACGCCGGUCAACAACGGUGAAGCCUUCCGGUGGUUCUUUUAGAGAAGCAUGCCGUGGACCUCCAACCAGUAGCAGUAAGACAGGCGGGACUCUUGACUCGCUGCCAGGAGCACGUCAUGAUGGACACACGGCACGCAGCGCGGCCCAAACCUUUUUUCCCAGAGGACCCAAGGAGACGACAAAGUGGACAGACACAAAGAUAAACAAAAACAUAACGGUGUUGUUUUAACUCUGUAAUUUCCUUUUUUUUUUUUCUCCUCCUGUGUAAUUAUUGUACCUUUUGACGGUAUCAUUAUGUAUAUUUUGGUGUCUAUGAAUGUGUUUUCAGUGUCGUGGCUGUAGGUUUUUACAGCCAGCCCUG